Messenger RNA from Oncorhynchus mykiss (rainbow trout), 6961 nucleotides. RefSeq names its product inverted formin-2. Gene Ontology annotation, molecular function: actin binding; small GTPase binding. The record is from RefSeq and is a predicted model, not a curated record. Lineage: Eukaryota; Metazoa; Chordata; Actinopteri; Salmoniformes; Salmonidae. Gene Ontology annotation, biological process: actin cytoskeleton organization.
GAGUUCAGGGCGUGGGAGGGGCCAUCCAGCUGUGCCUGCAACAUCGUCACACUCAUGUGUAAACUGCCGGGAGUCCAGGUCCAAACUGAAAUCUUCCUAACCAUCCCCAUCCAUUUUCCACUACAUACAUUGCAGAGGGGUAUCCUGGUAAAGUACGAAAGAAAAAGGCGCUUGGAGGCUGGAAAGGGACGUUCGUUAUCUGGCCACAAUCGGAGGACGCGAUUCUUCAAGUGGUUAUUUCUGGCAUAAUCUCAGACCCUUUCCAUCGCCAUGUCAGUGAAGUCGGACGGGAAGAGGAAGUGGGCGACAGUGAGGGGCCAUCUGGGCUCCUCCCAGGACUCAGACACCCAGCUGGAGGCCAACCUGGAGAGUGCAGACCCAGAGCUGUGCAUCCUCAUGCUCCAGGUGCCCAAUGUGGUCAACUACUCUGGGCUGAAGCGUCGUCUGGAGGGCAGCGAGGAGUCCUGGAUGGUCCAGUUCCUGGAGCUGAGUGGGCUGGACCUGCUGCUGGAGGCCCUGGACAGUCUGUCUGGGAGGGGCUGCUCCCGCAUCGCAGACGCCCUCCUGCAGCUCACCUGUGUCAGCUGUGUCCGGGCCAUCAUGAACUCCUCGUCUGGGAUCAACUUUAUCGUGGAGAAUGAGGGCUACAUCCGCAAACUCUCCCAAGCCUUGGACACGUCCAAUACCAUGGUGAAGAAGCAGGUGUUUGAGCUGCUUGCUGCCCUGAGCAUGUUCUCCUCUGAUGGGUACCGUCUGGCCAUGGAUGCCUUGGACCACUACAAGGGUGUGAAGACCCAGCAGUAUCGCUUCAGUGUGAUCAUGAACGAGCUGCAGGCCACAGACAACGUGCCCUACAUGGUCACCCUCCUCAGUGUCAUCAACGCCAUCAUCUUUGGGACAGAUGACCUGCAACAGAGAGAUAAGAUGCGCAAGGAGUUUAUUGGAUUACAGUUACUUGAUAUACUGCCCAAAUUGAGAGAUGAGGAGGAUGAGGACUUGAUCAUUCAGUGUGAAGCGUUUGAAGAGGCUAUGGUUGAGGAUGAGGAGGAGCUGUUGAGGGUCUAUGGAGGCAUCGACAUGAGCAGUCACCAGGAGGUGUUCACCACCCUCUUCAACAAAGUGAGCAGGUCUCCGUCAUCCCUCCAGCUGCUGUCCAUCCUACAGGCCCUGCUGCUGCUGGGGCCCGACAGGGCUGACAUCUGGCAGACCCUGGAGGCCCUCACUAACAGGGCCAUACUGCUGGAUCAAGACUCUCCAAUGGACUCCUGUGAGACGAUUACGCAACGCCUGGUGUUCUCCAAGCGCAAGACUGCUGGUGUCCAUGCUGUGGAUGGUCUGCCACCCAAGAAGAUUGAUAAGGCUGUUCAGACUGAUAAGGUGGAAAGUGACCAAGAAAGACUGACCAAAUGCCCCACAACCUCCCAAGUGUCUUCUGUUCCACCACCCUCACACCCUUCCCUUCCUCCACCCUCCGCUCCGACACUACCACACAUAGGAGGUGGAGUACCCCCACCACCUCCACCUUUACCAGGGAUGGGGGUGCCCCCAGGGUGCCCACCCCCACCCUUGCCCGCUAUGUCAGGCAUGCCUCCACCACCACCACCUCCUCCUGGCAUGGGUGAGAUGGGGGUGGCCCAAAGAAGCCAAUCCCUGGGGUGUGCCUGUUCUGCCUCCUCCAAGGCAGGCCGCUGCCCCACCCUGAGGAUGAAGAAGCUCAACUGGCAGAAGCUCAGAGCUGUCACUGAUGGUCAUUCCAUGUGGACCUCUGCUCAGAAAGACGCUCCUCGGGAGCCCAACUACUCCAGCAUUGAGCAGCUGUUCUGUCUCCCGGUGACCGAACACAAAGACAAGGGGGCAGCUGCUCCUGUCAAGAAGGAGCCUAAAGAGAUUUCCUUUAUUGACGUAAAGAAGAACUUGAACUUGAACAUAUUUCUCAAGCAAUUCAAAUGCUCACAUGAUGAGUUUGUGUCCUUGAUUCAGAAUGGGGAUCGGACUAAGUUUGAUGUGGAGGUGUUGAAGCAACUUGUUAAACUCUUACCUGAGAAACAUGAGAUAGAAAACCUGAAAUCCUUCCAGGGUGAAAAAGACAAGUUGGCCAAUGUUGACCGAUUCUACAUCUCUAUCCUGGCUGUACCAUGUUACCAGCUGAGGAUAGACUGCAUGUUGCUGUGUGAGGAGACGGCCUCAGUACUGGACAUGCUCAAGCCCAAAGCAGAGGUGGUUGAAUCAGCAUGCCAGUGUCUCAGAGUGAGCACUCUCAUGCCCAGUUUCUGCAGGCUCAUCCUUGAUGUGGGAAACUUCCUCAACUACGGAUGUCACACAGGAAACGCUGAGGGCUUUAAGAUCAGCUCCCUGCUGAUGCUAACUGAGACUAAGGCCAACAAGAGCCGCAUUACCCUGCUCCAUCACAUUCUGGAGGAAGUAGAGCUGAACCACCCAGAGCUGUUGUACCUCCCUGACGACAUUGAGAUUUGUGAAAAAGCGGCUGGAAUCAACCUGGACUCCAUUCAGGCAGAGGCCAGUGCCUUACUCAAUCGACUGAAAGAAGCAUCAAAGAAAGUCUCUAACUCUGUGGACGAUGUAAAGCAGCAGUUCACAGAGGUGUUUGAGAAAAACCUGGAGGCCUGCCGAGAUUUGGAGGACAGUUUUUUGGAGAUUGUGAGGAAGAAGGGUGACCUGGCCCUCUACCUGUGUGAGGAUGUCAACAAUCUUUCCCUGGAGGAGCUUUUUGGCACCAUCAAGACCUUUAGGGGACUUUUCAUCAAAGCCUUAAAAGAAAACAAAACCAGAAAAGAGCAGGCUGUGAAGGUGGAGAAAAGGAAGAAGCAGCUUGAGGAGGAGGAAUCCAAAAGACAGAAGGGGGAGAAUGGAAAAAUAAUCCGGAAAGGACCCUCGCCACAGGACGAUGGCUGUAUUAUCGACCACCUUCUUGCUGACAUCCGGAAAGGCUUCCAUCUCAGGAAGAUGCGGCCCAGGUGCGAAAUGGAAAGCCCCCCCUCUAGUGAAAUGAAUAGGAAAAUGGGCCAGCCUGGAUCAAGUGUCAUGCCUGUAAUAGAAGAAGCCAAAGCCUCUGUCUCAGAAGCCUCCAGCACUCCCAGUCAAACUCAACCCCAGGCAGAGGAGAGGGCCCCAAGAGAAGGAAUGAACGAAUGCCCCAGCAAACCCCAAGAAAAAACAGCUUUUUCCAGCCUUCCCACAACCAAUUCACCAACACAGGAGAUCCCGGGAAUGGGUGUCCUAAAUAACACUCCAAGCAUCUCUACCUUCACAGAUGCAGACCUGCCUGAAAUCAACCUGAUGGUAACAGAGGACUUGAUGCCUGAAAAUCCACAGAGCAAUGGAGAGAGUCACCUUAAUGGAGCCUGCACACUUCCUGUCACUGAUAUGGACAUGAUGAUAGAGAGUAAUGGUGAAAGCAACCUGAUAGGAAAAACCAUUGGCCAAGAUGAAGUUGGAGGUAAGAGCAGCAUUAUGAUGGUAAAGACUUUAGGACAAGAUGAGGCUGGGGAUGACAUGAUGGUGAAGAUGGUGGCACAGGAUGAGGGUAUAACUAACGGACACCCAGACACCAAUGGCAGCACAGACACCAAUGGCAACACAGACACCAACGGCAACGUACCUAUGGUCAGUGCUGCAGAAAGUGGACCGGCGUACGAUGUGCCCGAUGGGGUGGACUCUGAAGAUCUGCCUGCCUCUGCAUCUGAAACCCUAAAACCAGAGGAUAAAAAACAGCAGAAGCUCUUUAGAAGAAACAAAAAGAAGAGUAAUGAAGGUAAUGUAUUCAUUCGUUCUAAUAAAGAUCAUGUUUGGAACUGUGGUCUCCUGAAGUGUCUGAGAGUCCAGUUUUUUUGGUAUAUGGUUUUAUUGCAUUUUACAUUACAUGUUCAUUUUGUACUGUUGUUUUAGCUGUGAACUUUAACAUUUUAGCAUGAAUGUACAAUUUUUGGAAAACCGAUCUUAAAAGCCUCCCAUUUACAACACCUUGAGUCCUGUCAUGAUCAUCAAGUAGUUUGUUUUUGGUGUUGUCUUUUUUCUUUGACUCUCUAAAACACCAGGUAACACUGGAAAUGGACACCCUAAAUGUAAAAAGGGGUGUGUGUUGCAGUGAGGUAGGUCAAACAACUGGUUUGAAAACUAACUGGUGCAAGCUUGAACAUUUUAAUCAACCCAUCAGCACCAAGCCAUGAUUUUAAUUAACAGACGUGUGUUGGCCUAAACAGGGUCUGGUUUGACCUGAUUUGUGUCUUGUCCUGCUUUUAACACUCUCUUAUUCAGUAAAAAUCUAUCAAAUCCCUGCUAAUCAAAUUGUAAGCCUGUCAUCAUGACCCAAGAUGAAUCACUUUGUGUGAGACCUCUCUUGGCCACUACUUUAUGCACUCUUUAUCAGCCUGAAUCAUAGAGUUUUAUCUUAUAAAGACAUACAGUACUUAGCCUCAAAUUGACACCUCUUAAGUGCCACAAUUGAAAAAUCAUUAUCAUAUCCAAGUUAACUUCACUGUCAUACUGAGCUUUUCAACUUGUGACGGCCUCACCAGGAAGACCUUGCUCAGCACAAUAUUUUUUUUUUUGUGGAGUUUUGCUGUCAUGUUUUCUGUGCCUCCAUACCCCUAUGUUACUAAACUGUCCACCCUCACAACAACCGAGUUAAACUACUAAUGCAAUGCCUUUUUUGUGCUUCCUGUAAACUGUGUCCUUUGUAAGUUUGACUUUGCUGAACGCUUUAAUGAUCUUGAAAUUGAUGGAACCAACAGCACUGAAUUUAAUUUAAUUUCCAAAAUAAUUGUAUUCAUCAGAAACAUUAUAAAACUGUCCAUUCUCUUCAAUGCCAAGAUCCACCAAAUGCAGUCUUUGGUCUCCCACUUUGUUCAUAUUAUCUGCAUACUAUUUUAGGUAAUUGGUAUGUCAUUUGAUUUGUUCAAUCAAUUAAUUUUACUAUUUAAUCUCCCUAGGCAAUUCCCGGAAAAGGAAGUCAAGAGGGAAAAGAAAAUGUUGUUGAUUUUUUUCAAUACAUGGUUUCUGCACAUUGUAAUGGACUACAUCAGGGGUAGGCAACCCUGUUCCUGGAGUGCCGCAGGUACUGCAGGAUUUUGUUCCAACUAGGCACCAUACCAGGGGUGCAUUCAGUUCGCUCAAACGUUUGCUACAUUGUGAACGGUUUGUAUUGAACUACACGUUUUCCCAAAAUGUUAAAUGUUCUUGUACUUUCUUGAACAGACUUUGAGAUACGUUUGCUCCGUUCGGUGAGUGUGCUGGGGUGAGGCUUGAAGCAACGAGUGAUGUCUUUAAAGGGACGCUGUGUGUUUGAACCCACAACCCAACUCCUCCCCGUUUGUCAACUGGUUGUUCAGUACAGCAUCGUUUCCAUUCAAUUUAAUUUUCUGUUACAUUUUUAUGUACUGAACACAGCCCUGACCAACUGAGCUAAUUGAUCAAUUUAGUGAUUGCCCCCAAUUUAUCACACCUGGUCUUCCAGGUCAGUUAGAUUUGUGGCACUCCAGGACCAGGAUUUCCUACCCCUGAAUUCUAUUAUAUUGAACUAAAUUGAUUCAUCCAAGAAGAUAUCAGCGUGGUCUUCCUUCCUUUGAUAAUUUUGAGUUCUUGAAACAUUUAUGAAAUAAACAGGAAAAACUGCUAUGGUUCCCUGGCCAGGUUGAUUUGUAUUCUACCAAGAGGCUGUUGUGUUCCACAAGGCUGCUGUUUUUAGUCUCUGCACAGCCUCAAUCCCAGCAAAUUUACUCUGUUGCUGCAACCUGGUCUCAGAGCAUUUCGUAUUUUUCUGUACGUAAAUCCGAGGCACCAUUUAUUAUUGUAUGUUUCGUAUGGUAUGUAUUCAUUUGUGGAUGUCCAUUACCCAUUUUGUAUGAUAUUUUACAAAUUACAAUUUGUAUUAUAUGUUACAAAUUAACAAAAUGUACAAUAUGUUACGAAUCUGCGAAAGGUAUGAUGUGUUACAAAUUCUGUCUAGGUGGCUAAUGUUAGCUAGCUGGCUUACAUUAGCUAGGCUAGGUGUUAAGGUUAGGGUAAAGUUGAGGUUUAGGAGUUAGGUUAAAGGGAUAAGGUAAGGGUUAGAGGAAGGGUUAGCUAAAAUGGUUAGGGGGAGGGCUAGCUAACAUGUAAAGUAGCUAAAAUGUAGUUGAAAAGUUGCUAAAAUGCUAAAGUUGUCCGUGAUGGGAUUAGAACUCAAAACCUCUUGGGUUUCUAGACAUUUGCGUUAUACCACCCUGUUUUUGACCAAAGUAAUCUUAUGUAACCAUACCUAACAUAUCAUACUAAUUUGACUGUCCUGGAUUUAAAUGUACGUUGUACAUUAAAUGUAUGUUACGUCUAGUCUAUGAGACCAGGCUGGGUCAACAUUCUGUCACUUUAGGUGUUCUAUGUUGAAGAAUAAAAAGUGUAUGUACUUUUUGUUAUUGUUUUGUAUUUGUUUGAAUAUAAAAACACAGGCUUCAUUUCCAAAGCUAUAAAUAACCUCCAGCACAGUUGGAACCAAAUUCGUGUCUAUUUCACAAUAAACUUUGAUAGUGUGUUGGUUGGAACAGUUGUGCUGAAAAUAGUAUUCCAGUCUUUUGUGAAUGUCGUGAACAUUUUUUAAACGUUUUGAUUCCACACUUGGCAUAUAGGAAAAAAAUAUCAGCUUUCUUCCUGCUGUUAUCAAUAACUAACUUAUUUCUACAAUUAUCAUUUACAAUACAAUACAAUACACGUUUAUUAAACCCCGAGGGGCAAUUCGUUCAGGACUGACAGGGUUCUUCAGUAGGACAAACACACAGACAGCAUAAAAUAUGAACACUUAAGGCACCAAUUAAAAAUGUAUGGUGCAAUUUUAAGUAAGUUAAUUGAGCCCUGGAAGUUUACUAUCUCUAGAAAUGUGAUAGCUUAGACGGUGCCAUGUUAGCAAAUAGACUAACAGAAUUUGUAUCGAAUGUUGAUUCUGGAGUAUAAUAAAAAAAAUGAAUUCACA